This is a messenger RNA of Durio zibethinus, 2512 nucleotides long. Its product is annotated as protein REDUCED WALL ACETYLATION 3-like. NCBI's taxonomy places the organism in Eukaryota, Viridiplantae, Streptophyta, Magnoliopsida, Malvales, Malvaceae. Gene Ontology annotation, molecular function: acetyltransferase activity. The record is from RefSeq and is a predicted model, not a curated record. Gene Ontology annotation, biological process: plant-type secondary cell wall biogenesis; xyloglucan metabolic process; xylan biosynthetic process. Gene Ontology annotation, cellular component: Golgi apparatus.
GUUAACUGUUUUGUUCUUUUUUUCUUUUUUUUUUCUUGAUUGUCAGUAACUUGUAUUUCUCAUUUUCUGAUCUAUCUCGCAAGUCCCAUUCACGCCCAAAACUGAAAGCAAAAUAGCAACCAGAAUACCCAACCCCAACAACAGCACGUCGGCAACAACAACCGUUUGGGAGAGUGAAAACGACGUCAUAUCUGAACAUUUUCUCUGUUCUUCAAGCAAGCCGCUAAGACAUCUCUAUCUCUUUAAUCUCCUUCGUUUCCGAAUCUUCCAUUUGGCUCUUUAUUAUUAAAAAUGAAAUUGUUGUUUUAGGGGAUUGUAUCUAUGAGCAUGUACUAGCAGAGCACCUUCUCUCUAUUCUACUCAUUGUUUUUCUCUUUCUUCGUUGGAGGAGGUUAUUGUUUGAUCCAGAAAAGAAAUGGUGGUUUCUGGGCCAAUUACACCUGGACAAGUGGCUUUUCUCUUAGGAGUUAUUCCAGUUUUCAUUGCAUGGAUAUAUUCAGAGUUCCUAGAAUACAAGAAAUCUGCAUCUCAUUCUAAAGUCCAUUCAGACAAUAAUCUGGUUGAAUUAGGAGAUGAGACAAUUAAAGAAGAUGACCGGGCUGUUUUGCUUGAAGGAGGUCUCACAAGAUCAGCAUCUGCUAAAUUCCAUAGUUCAUCCAUCAAAACGAACUUGAUUAGGUUUUUGACUAUGGAAGAUACUUUCCUACUGGAAAAUCGGCCAAUUUUAAGAGCAAUGGCUGAGGUUGGGGCUAUCCUGGUGUACUUCUAUAUAUGUGACCGCACAAAUUUCCUAGGAGAAUCUACCAAGAAAUACAACCGUGACCUUUUCCUCUUCCUCUACGCUCUUCUCAUCAUAGUUUCAGCAAUGACUUCUUUGACAAAACAUAAUGACAAAUCGGCAUUCUCUGGAAAGACCAUGCAAUACCUCAGUAGGCACCAGACUGAAGAAUGGAAAGGAUGGAUGCAGGUCCUAUUUCUAAUGUACCAUUACUUUGCUGCGACGGAGAUAUAUAACGCAAUACGUGUCUUCAUUGCUGCAUACGUUUGGAUGACUGGAUUUGGCAACUUCUCAUACUAUUAUAUUAGAAAGGAUUUUAGUUUAGCACGUUUUACCCAGAUGAUGUGGCGACUCAAUUUCUUUGUGGCAUUUUGCUGCUUUGUUCUCAACAAUGACUAUAUGCUUUACUACAUCUGCCCAAUGCACACACUUUUCACCCUGACGGUGUAUGGAGCUCUUGGGAUUUUCAGCAAGUACAAUGAGAUACCAUCAGUGAUGGCUGUGAAAAUUCUUGCAUGCUUUCUCGUAGUUAUCUUUAUUUGGGAAAUUCCUGGAGUUUUUGAAAUAUUCUGGAGUCCAUUGGCUUUCCUUUUAGGGUACACUGAUCCUGCAAAACCUGAUCUCCCUCGACUGCAUGAGUGGCAUUUUAGAUCUGGUCUCGAUCGCUAUAUAUGGAUAAUUGGAAUGAUAUAUGCCUAUUAUCAUCCCAAUGUUGAGAAAUGGAUGGAAAAGUUGGAGGAAUAUGAAACUAAGAGAAAAUUCUCAAUCAAAGCAAGCAUUGUUGCAAUUUCUUUAUUUGUUGGGUAUAUGUGGUAUGAAUGUAUUUACAAGCUGGACAAGGUUUCGUACAACAAAUACCAUCCCUACACAUCAUGGAUUCCUAUAACUGUCUACAUUUGCUUGCGGAAUUGUACUCAGCAGCUUCGGAGUUACUCUUUGACUCUCUUUGCGUGGCUUGGCAAGAUAACUCUGGAGACUUACAUUUCUCAAUUUCAUAUCUGGUUGAGAUCAGACAUGCCUAACGGUCAACCGAAGUGGCUUCUUUCUUUUAUCCCAGAAUAUCCACUGCUAAACUUCAUGCUCACAACUGCCAUUUAUGUCUUGAUGUCUCAUCGCCUGUUUGAAUUGACAAAUACACUUAAGUCAGUUUUCAUACCCACAAAAGACAACCGACGGUUGCUAUAUAAUUUCAUAGCUGGAGUAGCCAUUUCACUGUGUUUGUACUUCACCUCACUCAUUCUUCUUCAGAUUCCUCGUUCAACCGCCUGAGAAAGCAUGAUUCAUGAGUUAGACAGAACUUUUACAUUGGACAUACGAAAAAAUAUAUAUUGUUGGAGCAAAAUAAGAUAAAUUUGAAGCUGUCUACGAAUCUAACUUCCGAAUCAGAUGUUUCCAACGAUUGAGUAAAAAUGCCCUUCCUUGAUUUGAAACUAAAAUUCUUGGCUUCACCUUGGGACAUUGAUAGGGGGCAGGCAUACGGCAGGAAGGAAAUCUUUCUUUCCUUUCUUUUUUUUUUUUUUUUUUUUUUUUCUUUUAUAUUUUGUUGUAAUAUUGGAAACUGCCAUAUAUCGUUUCCUUUUUGUCAAUUUUUUGGUCAUUCAUUGAAGAAAAUGUAGAUUCCUGUGACUUAGAAUGUGUUGUCUUGGCACCAAACAAAUUCGAGAUCUAAUACUAAUGCAAAAUAUUUCUUAUUGUGAACUUCCAUCGUCUAUAAUAUUGAUCAUUUGUAAACCU